This is a messenger RNA of Struthio camelus australis, 9670 nucleotides long. The record is from RefSeq and is a predicted model, not a curated record. Lineage: Eukaryota; Metazoa; Chordata; Aves; Struthioniformes; Struthionidae.
AUGCGUUAUGGAAGAGUGAAGUGCUCCAAAGAACCAGCAACAAAGCAAGAUUCCCUGGCCUGGAAAACUUCCCACCCAGGGCAGAAGCUGAAAAAGCCCCAGCCUCUCUUACCUGACUCCAGUCCUGGCGCUCGGAGACCAGGAACGGGACCCCGAGGAGGCGAUGCAGCGCAGGGCUGCCUGGCGGCACUCCCACCGCCCCCGUGGGGCCUGCCAGGCCUCGGGAGGAGGCAGAAGAGCAGGGACCGCGCAAAAAUCUUCCGCUACCCAAAACGCAAAUCUGCUUCCCUUCCUACAGCAACAGGUGCUGGUAAGGAAAAGCUAUUUCUUUCCUCUUUCCCGCCUCGAGGGACCUCGACGUUCACUGGUAACUUUGUCUACUAUAUUCAAUCUGUGCUCCCAGAUGACAUAGUAAAAACAGUACUGGAGAAAAUAGGCUACAUUGCAACAACAGCAACAGAGUUUUCACUUGUCAGAAAGAGAAACAAUGAGGAAAUAAAGCAGACUGCAUUUGAAAUAUUCCUGGCAAGAACUGAGUGUGAAACUAUCCUCAAAAUGACAAAUGAAGAAAAACAAGGCAAUUUGGAGAAGACCCUACAGAAGAGAACACAGAUGCACUGGCCUCAUGGAGAUAAGAACAGAGAGGAUCAGACACCCCAGGGAGACAACUCUGAAAAUCUGGAAAACAAAGAAAACAGUGAGACAUCUUUGUGCCCUGCUAUUCAACGAAAGUCUUCAACUAACAGUGAUAUAUCCUUUGAAGCUGCUAGGGAUCUCAAGAUCAAAGAUGAUGUGCCUGAGUUAGCAGUUACUCAAUCCACUAACACGCUUCAGGAACACCAAAGGCAAGUCAUUAACACAGCACACUUUCCGGGCAAAUGCUCAGACAGCGAGGACUUCUUGAUCAAAUAUAGUGACAUUGUCAUAAGACAAACACCUAUUUUCAGUGAGAAUCUUUCUCAAAAAGCUUUUGAAAAAAAGCCAAGAGACAGUCUAAGUGAAGAAUGUGUUUUGGCAGUCACUGCACAGUCAACUGAAAAUGAGAUCCUGCCUGUGCCACUCUCACCAGGAGCAAGCGGUCCACCAGCCUUUGCAAUAUUUGCUGACAGCUCUUGUGACAAUAAAAACAGUUUGGAGUGCAAAGCUCAAGAAGCCCCUGAAGAAUCAAUUGAAGGAAAAAUUAGCGAUGCCAUAAACUGCAUAGAUCCACACCCUGCAGAUGAACCUAAUGAGCUGAAGUCUCUGCCGUACAAGGAUAUUGCAUCUGUCCCAGACCACAGUGUCCCUAGGGAAGAGGAUGUCAGUGAGUUGUCUUUAACCUUUACUAAACUACAAAUUAAGGAAGCUCAAGAAGAGGUGAUGUAUCCAGUAGAGGAAAGCGGGCAACCUGAGUCAAUAGCAUAUGUAACUACAAGUGACAGGGAUGCAAGAAACUUUAAUCAUUCCAAAAUAAAAUGUGCAUACACAAGUAAUGCUCAGACACAGAGUAGAGCAGCUGCACGUAUUGAGCUGUCUUCAGAUCUAUGCUGUUCUACUAGGAACAUGGAGGAUCCCACCAAUGGCUCUGAGAAUAAAAGACUAAUAAUGGAUGGUCCUAACGCACACACAGCUUCUGCGUGCUUCAGACUUAUUAGGGAGCCACCUAAUCCCACCUACAUCCCACCACAAAGUAUUGAUGUCCAAUCUCCAAGCACAAGCAGCACCACUGCGCAUGGCAGAAAGAACCUGUUGCAGCCUGAAGGAGACUUUCCUGAAUCCAGCAAAGUAAAGCUGGACAGUUAUAAUUUAAAAAUAAAUGAAAUCCAGGAGCCUUAUGUCAUCAUUGACAAAACUGAUUAAGGAAUGUCUUGCCAUCGUAUUAAUUCUACCGGUGCUUUAUUUGUAAGAAAGAUGCCUGGUUUUUUCCUCACUUGUGGCCUUGAUCAUCAUCAUCUUCAACAAGAUGAUUAGCCUUGUCACAACAAUGAAAAACCGUAACACUUUUGGACAAGUGGAAAAAAAAAAAAAGGAGGGGGGCAGAAAUAGUUGAACAAGUUUUAAAUGGCCCCUCCGUACGUGGAACCAUGGGUAUUCAAAUCUGAAUGUUCACCUUUCUAAAAUGAAGAUACUUUCAUAAAUUUGCUCCAUUUAUUAUUUAAACCUCUAGAUCCCUUCUGGCUUUACUUAACGGCCGACAGGUUUCUUCAGUUCAGCAUCCUGCUACUUCUGCUUUUUCUAAAGACCUGUUCUUGUAAAAAUCCAAGAAUGAAAAUGGAGCGAGUCUAGCAUGCUGUACAAUGACAGAAACGGGUAAAUGUUUCUAAACUGGAAACCCCUACCUUAUAGCUUCACAAAUGCUUUACUGAAGGGCAUUUCUGUUAGCUCAUGACAUUCCUGUGGAGCUGUGCUCUGAGCUAAUAUUUCUUCUGUCAUCAGCUGAAAAUAGGUUUAGAAAGUCUGAUAACAUUCCUUUAAAAAAAAAAAAAAAACAACUGUGAAUGUUUUGGGGUUUAUUUUUUGCAUUGAGGUAAUAGCAUGGAUCAUCUAGACAUGAUAACCUUUAUCACAGGUUUCAUUUGUGUCUGUCACCAAAACUUUUCGUGGCAAGUGCUGCAAAUAAGCUCUGAGCAUCAUGAUAGUUCACUGCUACCAAAGGAGGGAGAUCUUGCUACAGCUGUCACCUCCCUUGCCCUUGUUUCUGCCAUUAAUCUGGCACCAUCUCUAGAGUUUACUGGGACUUUCUCUGAGCCAGUUUAUCUCACUAAAAUGAAAGGGAUACAUUCCCUGGCGCUUCAGUGGCUGGAGAGAAGGGAGGAGAAAAAAAAUCAGAAAGAUCAGAGAGGGGUUCCAAUAAGCAUUAGAGCUAGGACAAGGGACAUCCUGUAGAGGAGUGUGGCGUGAGCUGAGAAGGAAAGGGAGCAAGAUUGUUAUUACCAGCUCAACUGUAUGUGCAACUGCAGUUGGAAUCCGAAUACUGAGAACCUCAGUCAACUCUAAUGCCUUGCUGGAAAAGUAUCUAAUAAAACAUUUAAUUACAUUUUGAAUUUAGAAGAGCAAGCAGUCAGCUGUACUGCAUUUCAGCACAGAAUCUUCCAUGCUGCUUUAUAAAAAUAUUACCUAGAAAGACAGCUUAUUUCAAUACUGUUUCAAGUAACUUCAACAACCUGCUUAGUAAAAAUUACUUUGGUAUUUCCAGUAGCACUUCAAUCCUAAGAAUGUUUCAUUUCAUUCAUACCUGAAAUACUGACUGAAAUUAGUUUGUAUUAAUUGCUUAUAAUGGAUUUCCAUGCCAAAAAGAAUUCAGAGGGGAACAAAGAGAUGAUACUGGGAAAAACUUGGGAACUAAAAAUGGAAGAUCCUCUGCUUUUUGAGCAACUCAUUGAAGUCCUGACAUCGCUUAAUUUGAGCAGCGUAGGAGGAAUAAAACUUUGACCAAACUAAUUUCAAAGGAUAAAACUGCUUUCAGCUUUGGGUGGGGGUUUGGGGGAGGAUGAAUAUUGCAAAUAUGUAUACACACAUCAGCAUCUCCUUGCUCUUCUGUCUUUGAAGUACCUAUCAGUGUUCUUGCUAACCAUUUUGGUUUUUAUAGUUUAUAUUUUUCCCCCUGUGGGGGUUAUUAAAACUCUGUUUUAAAUCUUAUGUUAAUUGUCCAGGAACUCUAUAAUUUAAGGCUGAAAAACUCCUUCUCACCACAAAUGAAGAUGCUUUCUGAAGUACUUAGAGGACCACCAGCACUACAGGAUCCAUAUACCUAUCAUGCCAUUUCUUAUUUUUACCACAUUCCUUAGAGGAAGAGUAAUUAAUAGCAACUUACUUACACAUGAAAAGCCAAGGCACAAAGAAACUAAAGACCACCUCUUGAAGUGUCACCGUUUUAUGGGCCUAAUUCCAUUACUGCUGUAUUUCUGGCCUUCAUUAAACCCUUGGUCAGUUAACAUCUACUGUGAGAAGCACUAGAAGUCAAACACCAGCUUCUCCUGAUAAGCCUGUACAAAAUUGCUUGCCUUCAUGAUACCUGGCAGGUAGGGCACCUAGACCUUUACGUUGCCCCAUUCCGAGCAAAGUUCUGGAGCUGGGUCUAUGUCCCAGAGCUUAUGAGCAACCUGACAAGGGGAAAACACAGGCCCAGUUCACUAACAGAUUUAUCUACCAAAUAAAAGGAACACUGGUGGAGAUAGAUUAAGGAUAUUAAUAUAUUUUAUUUCUGAACAAAGCCCACUAAACAAACAGUUGCACAAAACCCGUGGAAUAUAAGAUGGCCACAUUCUGAGAAUUUAGUAUUUGAUAAUGUUUGUGCACCUGCAUCAAAAAGAAAUUUCCUCUUUACAGCAGAUUGACCAGGACUGUUAAGCGUUCUGCCUGCCUUUAUAGAGGGAGGCACUGUCCACUUCAAACCUCUUGGAUGUUUUCAUCUGAAUUUCCUAUUAUUACAAGGACACCUUUGAUUUUUCUUCCUGUAAAAUGGUAGAUUUUGAGGUCUUGUACUGAAAGCUACUUUCGUAUUCCCAAAUUUCUGGGGUCUGCUCCGGGACAACUCCGUUUCAUAGUUACAGACUCUUGUGAAGGGACUGGAUCCGAAAACCAGUCAAAAACAAGAGACAAGUCAUGUAUUUAAUAGGCCUUAAGCUGUGUUCCUUUGUGCAACUACCACAUGGGCAGGGUAGAAGUGGGUCCAAAAUCAUGUUUGUAAAUCCAGUCAGACCUGAGAGGAAGACAGACAGACAAAAGGGACCAUGAGAUUUCUGGCCCCAUCUGCCAGUGUCCUCCUGUCCCUGUUGCUAAUGACCACUGCACCUUGCCUAAUUAACUUAAACGAGAGAAACCACUUAAGUACUGCUGCUAGCCAGCAAGAGUGCUGGCUGCCUGGGCCUCUUUCUCAAGAAGGGUGAUCUGUGUUUGUAAAAUGCAUGCGUAUCCUCUUGUGAGCUGUCAACUUUAACUGUGCUACAGCUGGUCCUGAUUGACUAUGAACCAAAUGGGGAUUUACUAACUGAUUGGUUAUUUUUCUAUCAUAGAGACACAAGGCCAACGCUGUCCCCAAAUUUAUAUGCUACACACAACCCCUUUGAACAGUUCCGCUCUCAAACCUUGGAUUAGAGAAAUUCUUUUGAUCAGUGCAGACACAGAUCUCAGGCUGAAGUCCCUGGUAGCUGGUGAUAUUAUUCAGUCACAUGGCCUCUCCCACUAGGUCUCUUAAAAAAGUCAUUUUCCCCCUUAGCAUUCAUAUCACACAUACACCUUUGCCCUGUCUGGAGCAAAGGUAUUAACCAUAGCUUGGCUUUAGAACAAACCCUUUGCUUUUAAAAGCCAGGAACCAAAACCAAAUUUCAGUGCGAGACCUCCAAAAAAGAACAGACUGGAAAACUGGCAGAUACUAAAUGAACAAAGAAUUACCAUUUCUUUCAGGAUCGUAAGUGAAAGUUUUUAAAGACAAUGUAACAAAUAGCCUGAGACACAAACACAGCAGGGCUGACAGCGACUGGGAAGGUGCUGCAAAGCACUGAUGAAGAUAGGUAUGCUUCUAAUGCCCAGAACUGUCUCAACACAUAAAGACAAUUUCUGAAACACCACUUUGUCACUUUGUUCUUACCUAAACACUCGGAGAGUAACAACUAGUGACCUCCCUACAGGUUGCACCACAUGUCUAUUUACACAGUAAAUUGCAAAUCAAGGCUGAAGGGCCCACCCAUUGAAAAUGAGCAGGCACAGCUCUCUAAGCGAGACAGCUGAUUAAAUCUCACAAAGCUCCUUUCCACGGGAUUUCUAUAGUAAAAAAUCUGAAAUAAAGAGUAGGAUGGAAUAUACCAAGCAGCAUAUUCACAGUGAAAUUCCUAAUACCUUUAUACUUACUGCAGAAAGGGAGUGGGGGUGGGGGCAUAUAUAUCACAGUUACCAGACAGAAAGCUCUAGGAUGGAGCAGAGGAUCCAACUCAAAGCCUUUUGGCAUAAAAAUAAAUAAAAAAAGUAGUAUGCAUGCAAUACAUUGGUAACAAACAGAGCUCCUCUAGUUUGUCACUCUCCCAUUCUAACUUGUACAUUCAGAUAGAGAUCACUCUGUUAGGUGCAAGUUUACACAGCACUUACCAAAAUGGUGCUCUGAUCCUGAUACAGCACAAACAGUUGUCAGUGCCAGCCACUAUUAAAAGACUGAUAAACCAGGACAGCAUCUGGACUGGACAAGACGACUACAUUUAUCUCAUGUAGGAAUGAACCUAUUAGUUUUUGUUCUGAAACUUUUCAUUUUUGAAAGCCGGCAACUUUCUUUUAGCCCCAUCAAGUGCCUCAAUUGGUCAAAUGCUGUAAAACACCAUUUUACCAUAAUUCUCCCCUUACUUAUUCUGCUUUAGAUAUACACAAGGUGUGCUUAAACCUCCAUACUCUACAGAAAGGAUGGGAUCCUCAGAGUCCUGAGAGAGGAGGGUAACUUGCUAGGAGAGCCCUUACUCAGGAGAGGUACAGAGAGCUUCAGGCCAGAAUCUUUUAACAGCAGCUGGUGGCAGAACAACCAGCCCUCCCCACAGUCUCUGCAGGAGGAAGUGCAUUGAAGAGAGAUGCUAGACUAUUUAUAGGUGUGGGCAGUCCUUUUGUGUGCUGUUUACACAGGUGAAGACACGUUCUGAGAUUUCACAGGACCUACGGUCUUGAAUAGUCAUCUAUCUGAAAUGAUUAAUCAAACAAGUAAGAUCUCCUAAACACGAUUCCCAAGCUAAAAGACAAAAGCAGACAAAAGGUCAGACUAAAGAGAAUGCACCUGUUCAACAACAUUUUUUUUUUUUUGCAGUAUCUCUAUUUCACUUCGAACCAAUUUAUAUGCUGCUACCAGAUGCUGCUGAUUUGCUAACAUGCCUUGACCAGGACAAAGUAAAUAUCCAAGUCUGGACAGAACAUCCAUCCAAAAUACAUAAGCAAUAAGAAAAAGCCAGUACAGAAGGAGACAGCACUUUUCAUUUAGAUUGCAGUUAAACUGUGGAACGCAUUGCCACAGGGUAUUAUGCCAAACUUUACAAAGGCUCACAAAGUGAUAAAUUUCCAGAAUAAAAAUCCACCAUGGGCUAUUAAACACAAAGAUAAACCAAUGGCUCAGGAAACCAAAAAGAACUAGAAAGUCUUAAAGGGAGAAGAAUCACUGUUCCUUAAUUUGUACACUGUUCCAGAAGGCAUCCACUACUAGCUAUUGUGGGAAACAGAAUACCACAAAGGUUGACUGACUCAGUACAGUCAUUUUUGUCAGAUGCUAUGUUUCUGUGAUUUUCUUCAAGUAAUCUGAAACUUACACAGUGAGAACGAGUCUCUCAUCUUCACAGCGCAAGAUGUGCUGAUAAAACCUUAAUACUCCAUUAGGAGAAGUAACUAAAAAUUAGUAUUAAGAAUUUUAAUUCAUCUCAUAGACACCUAAAAUAGAUUUCCAGAUAUAGAAACAGAUUUUGCCAAAAUGUCUGCAAAUCCAGUUACACAUGUUCAGGUUUUAAGUAAACAUUACAUCCUGCCUUAUAGGACAGAUCUUUAAAAAACGACACAAGUUGCAGUUUGUUUAUAUGAUCCAUUCCACCGAUUUCAAAGUUCAGUAUGCCCACAGAAACAGGGUACCUUCUAUGGUAUUUUGUGUCUUGCUGCCAAAUCAUUGCCUCUCAGACAGUCACAAAAAGAACCAAAUAUAUGUCAGGAUAACGGUAAUUGCCCUUUCUUUUUAUUCCCCAUCAACUGAGGAAAUGAAAGCAAAUCCCAAGCUUAAAAACAACUCUUUUGUGGUUGUUUUAAUACCUUUUAUCUACACAUCUAUAGCAGACUGGAAACAUUGUACAUUUAAAACAUACACCAAGCAACCUGUUUUGUUUUGCUCCCAGUUCUCAUUAAAUAUCCUAAGAUUCCUGUAUACAAAAAUCUAUAAAUGAAGUCAUACAUAACAAAACCUAAAACAAUCAUAUUAUCUGUAGCCAUUACACUUGUAAUCUUUAAGAAAUAAGUUACAUAAAUAAUUUAUAUUCCUUUUAUUAUAAUUGUGACCAUCAAUAACUUCCAUCCAAACUGCUGUUUUGAUAAAAUGAAGGAAAAAAAAAAAAAAGAGAUCUGAUCAAUAAGUUCCUUUUAAAAGCAAAAAGAAAACAGUAAGUUAAAGAUUCUUUGUACAGAACAAAUAAAGUGCUCUUUUCUGGACUGUCAGGUUACUGUGCAAAUAUACGUCACUUGGUUCUAAAAUCCAUAAUCAAUUUGGAGUUAGGAACAAACUGCUGAUGACUGUACCUUACACACUUACAAACUAUUUCCUUGGAAAUAGUUCUUUUGGUCUCUUUUAGAAGAAAAAGAAAACUGAAAGUUUCAAGAAGAAUUCAAGAAUGACUACUAUGCCACCACAAAUAAGCUUCAGUAAGUAAGAUAACUUAAAAUGUAAAAUCUUAUUUUUUAAGCUAGAAUUAUAAAGCUUUCCAGCCAUCGAAUGGCAAAACUGGAUUCACAAGCUUCAGCAUAUCAAUUUAGUACCUCACUAGGAAAUGCUCUCUCAGUGCACUGAUCAUUUUCCAAUUGUACUGACUGGAAAAAUAAUUCCCAUCAGAUAUAAAAAAGAAAUGACUGCAUUUCUUUACUUGGAAAAAGGUGCUAUCAUUUCAAUUACAGCUAUUUGGGGGCUUAUGCAACUACCACAAAAUUACAAAAUAAAAGCAGUGAAGUGAUGUAUCUCCAAGAAUGAUAAAAUCAGCUGCUGUUCAUAACCAGGUAAAAUGCAUAAAAAAGCCAGGUAACUGAAAUUACUAUCCCUUCAACAAGUUACAGUCUAGAUACUAACUGACUGAAAUACUAACAGAAGUCCUGUUAUCUAUUUUUAGGAAUAUUCACUGCAGAGCUAUGACAGAUGCUCAGCUACAUUAACAUAAGUGUGUUUUAAAGCACUGUUAACUUUGUUUGCUCCAAUUAAAUCAACCAAAACUUUUAUGAAAAAGUAAUGAUACACAAUACUUCAGGAAUCAUUCCCCUCAAAUUAAACAAAAAAGUUAAUAUGCAAACGGUCAUAAAACUCUUCCAUUAAAAGCAUUAACCUGAAGACUACACUCAAGAGGGUAAAGUGGAAACGAAGAGCAACUCAAUAUGUUAGCCAACAUCAGAGCAAGAAGUAAGCCUCCACUGUGUUUCUCUGCUCUCAGAGAAAAUAGUUCUCCAAGAAAAAGUUCAUCUAAGAAGUUAGGAAGCCAAAACAGUUAAGAAAGCAAUUAAUUCCAGGACUUAUAUCACCAUCUGAAAGGAACAGAUACAAUUCUGUGCAUCCUGUGUUUUCACUGGUCUUCAACUCAGCCAUGGUAGGGCCAGUGAUUUAAUGAAAACAACUGAGAAAUAAGCUCUUUUAAACAUCUGGCAUAAAACUACUCAGACCCAUUCUGCAAACACCUAUGAAUUUUACAUUAUUCUUUUAUUGCCACUGAAUUCAGUGGGACUAUGCUAGUUCACAGGUAUCUACAGGACUACAACUUUAUUGUGAUUUUAUGUAAAGCAGAAGAAACUUACAGAAUUCAAUGAAAUUACACUAGUGUAAACAGGAUUAGAGUAAGAUCCCCUAUCCUGAAAUGACAAAACUUAUUUAACAACGUUACUAUAACGUGAUGUAUUUCACUUGCUUCUUCUAAUAAUAGCGGAUAUCUCACCUCUCAUAUGGAACUAUUUCUUUCAAAUUACAAAAAUAGGAUUGUCAUGGGAAAAAAAA